This is a messenger RNA of Corylus avellana, 1785 nucleotides long. Lineage: Eukaryota; Viridiplantae; Streptophyta; Magnoliopsida; Fagales; Betulaceae. The record is from RefSeq and is a predicted model, not a curated record.
CAUCCCAACAGAACUUUCUUCAACAUUUUUUUCUCCAAACCCUGACGUUUUACUUCAUCGAUAGACCAACAACAACAGCAAAUGCUCAGGUUUUGGAGGGAAUUCUUGUCCUUAUUACCCGCCAAAAAAUAGACCUAUAAAAACCCCUCCGUUAAAUCCCAGCCCUUUCUUUAUUCUCUUCGCUUCCCUCCACCGAAACACCAAUCCGCCCACGUGAAGCGCCGUCGUUUAGUUCCUGCCGGUGGCAUUAGCGUGGGGAUAUAGGUGAACCGUCUGAACAUGGAGGCAAAUUCUCUUAUUCAAAAACCCAAAAAGCAGAAACUGAAUGAAGAGCAAGGCAUUGAUGGGAACAGAAAAUGCUUUGGUAACUUACCCGAUGUGCUUCUUCGACACAUUCUUUCCUUUCUUCCCAUAAAAGACGCUGUUAAGACGAGUGUACUUUCUAAAAGGUGGGAAUUCCUCUGGACUAGUAAUCCCAAUCUUGAUUUUGGAGAACAUUUGGCUGGUAAGAGAAUGCUUCUCAUGAAUUUUGUGGAAAGAGUGCUUUAUCUUCGGGACUCCUCUGAUAUAAAAGAAUUCGUUCUCGAUUUUGAUGUGCAAUUUGAUGCAUCUCGUGUCCAGUCAUGGAUCACUGCUGCAGUAAGGCGUAAUGUUCAAAUUUUGAAUAUCCGCAUUAGGGACUUGAGAGGACAAUUUUCAUUGCCUCGUUGUGUGUUUACUUGUGAGACACUGACAAGCUUGGAGCUUGCAAUGCCGUGUAUCUUCAAAAUUCCUCCUAUAAUCUGUUUCUCAAAUCUAAAGGUCUUGAGUAUCGAAAAUGUUACAUUUUCGGAUGAUUACACAACCCAGCAGCUUCUUUCUGGUCUUCCAGUCCUAGAGGUGUUAUAUUUAGAAAAAUGCAGAUGGGGGUGUCGCAAAGUUCUGAGUAUUUCUUCUCCCAAGCUUCAUUCUUUAACCAUAAUUGAAGCUGAUAUGCAUCAACCGAGUGAUUGUCAGUUUAUGAUUUUUGGUGCUGCUCUCAAAUAUUUUGUUUAUAGUGGUGAGUUAUUCAAUGAAUAUUGCUUAUAUGACUCAUUCUCAAUAGAAAGCGCAGAUUUUGAUGUUACUUGCUAUGGUGAGUGGGCAAGUGAUGAGAGGGCAAGACAAGUUGCUUACCGCGGGUUUAAGUUGCUUAUAGCGAUCCCUAAUGUAAAAGACCUAAGACUAUACGGUAAUGCAUAUGAGGUUUUAGCAUAUGCACCAGAACUCCUACCUAAGAUGCCUAUCUUCAAUAAUCUGUGGUAUUUGAAACUGGGGGCAUUAAAUCUUGAAUGUGAAUCAUUAUUGAAGAUAUUGCAAAAUUCUCCAUGUCUUGAGACUCUGAAAUUUUUAAAGAUCGAUCCGAUUUCCGAUCGUGAGAAAGUUGAUAUAAUAUUGGAUCCACCGCCUUCAUGUUUCUCGUCUCAUCUCACUCGCAUUAAAUUUUGUUGUUAUGAUGGAAAGGACCUUAAUGCAGUAAAGAUUUUGCUCAAGAAGGCAAUUGCUUUGGACGAAAUAGUUAUAUCUUUUGAAGAGUCUGUUGAAAAGAACUUAGAGAUGCAAGAAAAUCUCUACAAACAGUUGAUAACGCUACCUAAAGGGUCACAGAAUUGUGAAAUCACUUUGAAAUGAGCUUUUCUUGAACUCUUACUCUUAAAAAAAAAAAACGCCAUUAAUUUCUGUUAUGGCUUGUUAGCAUUUUACCCUACCUAGGAAACUUGCUGUUAUAGAAUGUUGCUUUAUGUUAUUUGUGAUAAUUAGUUUUGA